Messenger RNA from Aphanomyces astaci, 2154 nucleotides. RefSeq lists its product as hypothetical. NCBI's taxonomy places the organism in Eukaryota, Oomycota, Saprolegniomycetes, Saprolegniales, Verrucalvaceae. The record is from RefSeq and is a predicted model, not a curated record. Bases 103 to 1680 code for a protein of 525 amino acids. The transcript is spliced from 2 exons.
GAAAGUGCAAUUGAUGUUUCGCAAUUCCUGUCAAGUGUUCAUCCGGAUAAACCGUCGAAAGAUCGCAAAACCAAAUCACUGCUGUCAAAUUGUCGAAAAGCGAUGCGUAGGUACCUACAAGCUAUCGCGGCCGCCUUCUUCGCCGCAAGGACUGGGCUGACCGAAGCGUCUGCUGCGCAUACAGUGGCCCUUCCCCGUGCAAAUGUCGAACUGCUUGCCAUUGAAAAGAAUCAGGCAGCAGCGCUCCAAGCGGUCGAGUUGUGCGGUAAAUACGUCGACUCGUGUGCCAAGAUAGUCGAUGCCAUCGGUGGCCACGUCGCUUACCUGGAGGAGCACAACUUGGAUUUUGCAAUCGUCAACCUCACGAUCCCCACGCCAGACGCGAACGUCGUCGCGCUGUCGAUCCUUGUCGACGGACACGUGCAUUCCAUUCCGCUGCAGAUGCAUCAGGACCCGUCCUUGGCGAUUGCCGUGUUUUGCCGUGCGCAUCCAUCUCUGUCCAUGAAUGAUUGCGACUCGCUCCAUGGUCAUGCGAUGGCCAAGUCGGAGUUUGAAUUUCCCAAGGACGUUCCUUCGUCGCACUACUUUCGGACGCUGCGACCUCGCCAGUUGUGUCCGUUUAACCAGCGGCUUUACCUAGAAAUCGACCGACUGCUGGAACACGCGUGCUUUUUCAUGGACACUCAACCCGAGCCAGCGUACUGCGGUCGCCUCGAUCGCGACGAGCCCAUGUUCGUCAAAGCCAACGUCAUCGGCCAGCCAGGUCCCCACUUUGUCCUAUUGACUAACGGCACGCGCAGCCUUCACGCCGUUUUCUUUGCGAUGGUCGAACCCUCCGUGCAACUCAAGGCCAGCUAUGGCAAAACCCCCGACGACGACAUAGGCCAUGUUGUGAUGCACCUGGAGGGCGUCGAUGUCGGCGACGAACGAACGCGGGUGUGCUUGGUAUCGACCGCGACGGCGCCGUCUCCGCCUUCCUUUGACUGCUUCAAAUCAUCAGCGCUGUCGAACGACAUGCUCGUGCCUCGGCUAUCGCACACUACGACCAGUGUGAUGGCGUUGGUGCUCAACGAGUACAACAAGUGCACUUGCAUGUCCAACGUGAUUCAAUGGCCAUCACUACGUGGUGGUUUUUCAAAGCAAACCAUCUUGGCUCCAGACCGAUCCGUGUUUGCACCGCCCCGACGCCACCCGAAUAAAGGGCUGCUGUCGUCGUCGUCAUCGCUCUUGCACUCGUUGUACGACCAAGAGUGGGGCGUAUACUCUCAAAACGGCGAAGAUGGUGUGCUGCAGCUGCUGUUUCAGGUCGUGCCGGCGACCACCAAGGUCUUUGUCGAGUUUGGCGUCGAGGAUGGCUUGGAGUGCAAUACGCGGUACCUGCGGGAAGUGCACGACUGGACGGGCCUCUUGCUGGACGGCAGCCACGUUAACGACACCAUCAACCUCCACCAGUACAGACAGACACACAGUCGUCUCAUCCCCCCUUUUGAUUCGAAUCGACAUCAACUACUGUAUGAUGUGGUUGUAGGGCGUGGAUUACACUCGACAACGUCGUGGAUCUGUUUCAAGCCCACGCCAUCCCGCAACGCUUUGACCUGCUUUCUGUCGACAUUGACUUUAACGAUUACUACAUCCUUGACGCAAUUCUGCACCAGUACACGCCCACCGUCGUGGUGGUAGAAACCAACAGCCACUUCCGGUACCCCGACGACCGGGUGGUGACGUACGACCCAGUCGGAUGGGACGGCGAGACCAACUACUUUGGCGCGUCCGUCGCUGCGUUUGUCCGACUGUUGACCCCCCGGGGGUACACCCUCGUGUACUGCGAAUCCCAUGGGGUCAACUGCUUUUUUGUCAUGUCGGAGCUGUGGCCUGCGACGUGGACGGAAGAGCCUGCCACGAUCGACCGACCGCCGAAUUUCUUUGGCAAAGGGUGGAGCUACCCUCCAUCUCCACAUGCGACGUGGGUGUUCCAUGCCUAAUGCUGGAUGGAACUAUGUAUAUAGCGAAUAUAUGCGGGGGCGCCUGCAACUGCAAGUCAAUCCUCGCCAGGCUACUUACUACUGGAACACAUUCCACAUGCUUGUAAAAGUACUAGUGUAAAAUAAUGUUGUAGUAAAUACACCAGAUAUACCUGGUGUGACCAGAGUGCGC